AAAAUAAGCAAGAAGAAUCAAGUACACUUAGUGGCAUAGCACAAACUAGCAAUGGCCACCAAUUCUUCACUUCUUCUCUACUUUUGCCUUCUAACCUUCUUCACAUUGUCAUUUGCAAUAAGACCAACACACUUCAACUUAUCCACCGUAGCCACCCAUUGGUCCUCCGCAAUCGCUACUUGGUAUGGCAGUCCCGAUGGUUUUGGAAGUGACGGAGGUUCUUGUGGGUAUGGAAAUGCAGUGUCACAACCACCAUUUUCUUCCAUGGUGACCGGAAUAGGCCCAUCCCUUUACAAGUCAGGGAAAGAAUGUGGGGCUUGUUAUGAGAUAAAAUGUACAAAACACCCAUCAUGCUCACGCAAGCCGGCUCGGGUUGUCAUUACCGAUUUCUGCCCGGGAGGUCCAUGUGCCUCGGACCGUGCACAUUUUGAUCUUAGUGGAACCGCGUUUGGUGCCAUGGCAAAACCAGGCCAGGAAAAACAUCUACGUGACGCGGGAGUUUUGAAAAUUCGAUUCGCGCGGGUCAAAUGUGAUUAUUCGCGAACAAACUUAGUGUUCCAUGUAGACCAGGGAUCGAACCCUAACUACUUUGCGUUUGUUGUUGAAUUCGAAGAAGGGGACGGAGAUUUAGCCGGGGUUAGUUUGAAAGAGGAAAGUAGUGACGAAUGGUUAAAAAUGGUGCAGUCGUGGGGUGCGGUUUGGAAGGUCGACCCCGGGAGGGAGCUACACCCUCCAUUUUCUAUACGAUUGAUAUCACAAUACUCGCAACAAGUUCUUGUUGCAAAAAAUGUGAUUCCUACUGGAUGGACCCCCGGGGCAACAUAUAGGUCGUUGGUCAACUACCUCUAAAAUAUGUUAUAUCGAGUAUUUAUGAUAUGGUUGUGGGUGUUAUCGGUUAUAAUGAAGAGGUGAUAUAAGAAGAGUCAAAUAUAUGUUUUCACAUUAAUUGUGAAUAACAGUUGACCGCUAAGUCGCCCUUUUUUAGAUUGAAGAAAAUUAUGUUGUAUAAUUUUGGUUUAUCAGAGUGGCAUCAAGUAUAAAAAAAUACUUGGAUGGAUAGAUUUCAGUAUUUCUAUAAAUGUAUUGUACUGUACUGUAUUGUAUCGUAUUGUCUUCGAUAUAAAAAAAAAUAUGAUUGGUAAGUUAUAUUACAAGA
Molecule: messenger RNA, 1156 nt
Organism: Helianthus annuus (common sunflower)
Lineage: Eukaryota; Viridiplantae; Streptophyta; Magnoliopsida; Asterales; Asteraceae
Product: expansin-B15
Exons: 4
Coding region: 52-849 (265 amino acids)
Biological process (GO): sexual reproduction
Cellular component (GO): extracellular region
Source: RefSeq, a predicted model, not a curated record